Clupea harengus (Atlantic herring) is the source of this 408-nucleotide messenger RNA. Its product is annotated as histone H4. The record is from RefSeq and is a predicted model, not a curated record. NCBI's taxonomy places the organism in Eukaryota, Metazoa, Chordata, Actinopteri, Clupeiformes, Clupeidae. Gene Ontology annotation, molecular function: structural constituent of chromatin; DNA binding; protein heterodimerization activity. Gene Ontology annotation, cellular component: nucleosome.
GUGUGUAGUUGUUACAUUUCUGAAUACUCAGACUGCAAACAUGAGUGGAAGAGGCAAGGGAGGUAAAGGACUCGGAAAGGGGGGCGCAAAGCGUCAUCGUAAGGUUCUUCGUGAUAACAUCCAGGGUAUUACAAAGCCCGCCAUCAGGCGCCUUGCUCGUCGUGGUGGUGUGAAGCGUAUCUCUGGCCUCAUCUACGAGGAGACUCGUGGUGUGCUGAAGGUGUUCCUGGAGAAUGUCAUCCGUGAUGCCGUCACCUACACCGAGCAUGCUAAGAGAAAGACCGUGACUGCCAUGGAUGUCGUCUAUGCUCUGAAACGCCAGGGUCGUACUCUGUACGGUUUUGGAGGUUAAAAAUCAAUCAUCCCCUUCUGAAACUAAAAUCAACGGCUCUUUUAAGAGCCACCCAA